AUGAAACAUUCUCUUGACUCCUUCACGGCUAAGACGCGUGGAAUCGUAUUCACAAUAAAUGGUGACUCCGAGGUGUGGUGCUUUCCUGCGCCACACAACCCGAUACCCAUUAUUGUACGGAAGGUCUACGACGACUCAACAACUCAAUUAAAGUUAAAUACUAAUUAUAAUGACUGA
Molecule: messenger RNA, 177 nt
Organism: Sphenostylis stenocarpa
Lineage: Eukaryota; Viridiplantae; Streptophyta; Magnoliopsida; Fabales; Fabaceae
Source: the annotation of a GenBank genome assembly